This is a messenger RNA of Photinus pyralis (common eastern firefly), 2186 nucleotides long. RefSeq lists its product as uncharacterized. Lineage: Eukaryota; Metazoa; Arthropoda; Insecta; Coleoptera; Lampyridae. The transcript is spliced from 2 exons. The record is from RefSeq and is a predicted model, not a curated record. Bases 724 to 2016 code for a protein of 430 amino acids.
UCAGUGCGUAGGAGCGGCACUUUGUCAUCUGUUUUCCUAAUCUUCAUUUAGCAAUUGUGUCCUCUGAUGAGGAAGAUGCGUUUAUCAUUUCCGCUUUAUGCGAAGAAACAGAAAAAGGUCGCUUCGUUGCGAUGCCGAUCGCUACUCUUCCGGCAGUCAUCGAUCGCAGUACCAAUGCCAUGUAAAUGAAAAAAAAGCACUUUACUGAGCAAAUAGAAUGUAAUCAAAGGUAGUGAUUAUGUCGUAACGUGCUGCGAGAAAACACAUUAGCGUACAUGUUGACUUACUCAACAAAUAAUUUGAGGGUUGUAAUGGAAGUAAAAGACGACAAUGAAAGUUACAUCGUGUGUCAUUUUUGUAUCUUUUUGAAGCGCAUCAAGUGGUAUUUCACUGAUACACAAUCCGAGAUCCGGAAAGGUAUGUAUAGAAAAAGUGAUCCGAACGAUUUUUGGAAACGAAACUCUCCACUAUGCUUUCAAGGAAAGUAGUGACCUGUUACCGUUCAAUAUAAGAAACCAACGGAUUCUUAUUAACAUCGAUUAUCCCAUACCUCGCAGGAUAGGAAAGGUUUCUAACAAUUUCAUAUUCGAAACUAGAGAUUUGGGUGUUUUAAAAAAGUGUGUUGUUUCUUUAGAAUCCAUAGGUACAUGGAGUGUGCAACCCGUUAAUGCAAGAUUACUUGUUAUAACCGAUCACGUACGGCACGUGGAAGCGAUUUUCCAUAUGUUAUGGAAUUAUGGCAUUAUAUAUCUGGCAAUUUUGCUGAUCAACAAGAACGAAGAUGCAAGUUCGUUCUUAUUUACGGCAAAUCCACAUGAUGUUCAAAACCAUCACGGCACAUUCCCGAACACAAUGCAUGUGCAAAGUUGUGAUCAAGCGAUCGCUGACACAAUUCCGCGUCCUAUAAGAGAUUAUCACGGAUGUCCCACACAAUUCAGUACUAGUGCCUUUUUGCACUUGAUGUAUAAAUUUAAUCGCAGAGAUUUUACCAUUAACAUGGCGGCUGAAAUAUGGAAUAUCUCUUUGAAACAACUUGGUAGGUAUGGUAUUAUUGUACAUGAUGGACUACCAAUUUCCCAUAUGAACGGAGGUUCUCGUGUGAGUCACGUGUACAUACGGGACGUCAUAGUGUGGGUAGUGCCACCAACAAAUGCCAUUUCGUCAUUGAAAAUUUUCGCAGUUAAUUUUGAUAAGGAGGUUUGGAUAUUGGUUUCGGUUAUUUUUGCAUUAUUUACCUUUGCGUGGUACGUUUUGGAAAAAUUCAAAACAAGCUUCGGUGAAAUUGUUCUGAAGACUUUUGGAAUCACGCUAUCUGAAAGCACCGAUCGCAUUACCAAUUCUUCAAAACUAAAAUUCGUAAUUCUGUGCUACAUUAUAUACAGCGUGCACAUACAAACAGCGUACGUCUCAAACUUAAUGCGCCUGAUAACUACACCUCCGAGAAGCCAACCGAUUCGCAAUCUAAAGGAGCUGCUAGAAGCUGAGAUUCCAAUUUGUUGGGAUUCUAGUGCCGCAGUGGUGAGAAAGGUACACAACUUGACAGAACAUGGGAAGAUGUACAGCAAAAUGAAGUUAAGACCGUGUCCCAUACGAGAUCAAGAUUCCCGUGUUGUAUUGGAGAGUUGGUCUGCACGUCCAAAUGUCUCUAUCGUUAUUCCACUGAAAACACUACACUCACUGGCACCGGGUUUACGAUUGCAUACUCCAAAUUACUUCAUUGAUAAUUACUUCGUACCUCCCUUGAUGCAGACCUUUGCAAGUAAGAGAAGUAGUUUCAUUAUCGACAGCUUAAACAUAGUCAUCGACAGAUUGACCGAAAGCGGUUUGUACGAUAAACUAGAUAAAGAUCGAGAAUCUUACGUCGACUCCAAAAGAAGGGAAUUGCCGCAAGAAGAAGAAGUGGUGGCGCUAUCUUUACAGCACUUGAAUGGAAUUUUUAUUGUAUACUCUUUCGGUGUGGUUUUAUCUGUAGUGGCGUUUCUUGGAGAGCUGAUUGCGCAUCGUUUUUUAAAGUAGUUCGAUUUGCAAAUUGCACUUCACUCACUGAAAAUGUAUUAAAAUGUUAUUGCCAAGAAGAGGUAUGCGAUCUAUAAUACAAGUUUUUUCCGGGACCAAGACACGCUUUAUUUCAGCUUCAAUUUGUACCUAUCUUGUACUUAUCAGAAAAGUUUGUAGACAAUUAAUUA